Penicillium odoratum is the source of this 867-nucleotide messenger RNA. RefSeq names its product glycosyl hydrolase. Gene Ontology annotation, molecular function: hydrolase activity, hydrolyzing O-glycosyl compounds. The transcript is spliced from 2 exons. NCBI's taxonomy places the organism in Eukaryota, Fungi, Ascomycota, Eurotiomycetes, Eurotiales, Aspergillaceae. The coding region runs from base 1 to 867 and encodes 288 amino acids. Gene Ontology annotation, biological process: carbohydrate metabolic process. The record is from RefSeq and is a predicted model, not a curated record.
AUGAGCUUCACAAAUCCCAUCAUACCGGGGUUUAACCCCGACCCUUCAAUUGUCCGAGUAGGACAGGACUUUUUUCUGGCUACCUCCACUUUUGAAUAUUUCCCAGGCAUCCCAAUAUACCACAGCCGCGAUUUGAUUCAAUGGAAAUUAAUCGGUCAUGCACUGACAAAGCCCAGUCAGCUCCAGAUCAAUACCCCGGAGCCGGGAGGCGGCGUCUGGGCUGCCACUUUGCGUUACCACAACGGGGUGUUUUAUGUGACCACCGCGAGUUUUUCUCGUUAUCGGCCACAGGAAGAUGAUAGAGUCUGGCCACAAGGCUUCUAUGUUCGAACAUCGAACAUUUGGGAUGAAAGCACUUGGUCAGACCCUGUUUACUUUGACCAACUUUUCUGGGACCAUGAUGGAACGGUUUAUCUGUCGUCUACUUAUCGGAAAAUUGAACGAACCCCGAAUGCUAACAUCAAGGAUUUUGCUGUACACAUUUGCACAGUUGAUUUGGACACUGGUCAUUCUACAUCUGAGCCCAAAUUGAUUCGCGAGUCAGCUUCAGGAGUGGCAGAGGGCUCCCACAUUUACAAACGCGGUCGAUACUACUAUCUUUUCACGGCAGAAGGGGGCACCGAGAGCGGGCAUUGCGAAUGGGUCAGCCGAAGUUCCCAUGGGCCAUCUGGACCUUGGGAGCUCGGGCCCAACAACCCGCUAUGGCGAAAUGGAGUGGAAGAUGAGGUGCAGAACACCGGUCAUGCUGAUCUGGUUGAAGAUGCCCAGGGUCAGUGGUGGGCUGUACUUCUCGGUGUUCGACCUGUGAAGCGCGGGGAGAAGUGGGAAGAGUCUGUUUUAGGUAAUUUCAAAUAUGAUCUUCUCUAG